CGUACCCGGGCUGCCUGCGAUGUUCUGAAAGCUCAAAGGCGGAGAGUUACAGUAAAGCUCUAAGCUCACCUUUCACUGUCCAGAUCAGCCAAAGCAAACUUCCAUUCCUCCUCACCCCUCUUUUCCGUGCUGCAACUCUUUGCUCAUCCUGCCUGGCGAUAUCGAGAGCUAUAUCUGGGCCACGUUCAUUCCUCCAACGUCCGCUUUGUUCCCGCCAUGGCGUCGAACCCCGCCGACCAGGAUGAGAUCGUAUCUCAAUUCUGUACCAUGACAGGCACAGGCCCCUCAGAGGCGCGCCACUUCCUGGACGCCAACGAGUGGGACAUCGAGGCCGCAGUGACAGAGUUCUUUGCAGAGCAGGACGAAGCUCUGCAAGGAAUGAACACGGGAGGCGGAAGACGACUUGGGUCCGAAGAUGACUCUACAGAUAGACCCCGUGGACGCACGCUGGGUGGUAGUCCCGCAUUGUCUUCUUCUACCCCGCAGCAAUCUUCCUCAACCUCGCGGAAAGCACCAAAAAAGAAAUUCGCUACACUGGGAGAUCUUCAGUCAGGCGCGGGUGGCGAUUCUUCAGAAGAUGACGAGACGGAGAAUCAAGACUUCUUUGCGGGCGGUGAGAAGUCCGGGUUGGCAGUGCAGAACCCGGAUGAUAUCAAACGCAAGAUUCUCGAGAAGGCGAGGAGGGCACAACCUCCGUCUGAUGAGCCCAAGCAAAAGAAGUCCUACUUUUCCGGCACGGCGCGCACUCUUGGCGGCGAUGAUGCUCCCAGCCGGGUAGUAGAAGAUCCAAAUGCAGGAAUCCCUCAACGCCCACCUCGAGUGCACAGAACACUUCACUUCUGGAGAGAUGGUUUCUCUGUCGAUGACGGCGAUCUGUACAGAUCUGACGAUCCAGGCAAUGCCGAGAUCCUUGAUGGAAUUCGUCAAGGCCGCGCUCCGCUCUCUAUCAUGAACGUUCUUCCUGGUCAGGAAGUCGAUGUUGAAAUCAAGCAACACGAGGAGGCUUAUACGAAGCCGAAGCCAAAGUAUAAGCCAUUCUCUGGUACCGGUCAGAGACUGGGAAGCCCUACACCUGGUGUGAGGAACCAGGCACCUGCUGCUGCUGCUGCUGCCUCCGCGCCUGCUGCAGAACCCGUGAAACCUAACGUGGACGAGUCACAGCCUGUCGUCACGUUGCAGAUUCGACUAGGCGAUGGCACACGUCUGACUUCCCGGUUCAAUACCACACACACCAUUGGCGACGUCUACUCCUUCGUUUCCGCGGCAAGCCCUGCCAGCCAAUCUCGACCGUGGGUGCUGAUGACCACUUUCCCAAGCAAGGAACUUAGCGACAAGAGUGCUGUUCUGGGCGACCUUCCUGACUUCAAGCGGGGUGGUGUGGUUGUACAGAAAUGGACUUGAACAUUUAUGAGAACGCAGACUCCGCCGUGUAUGUAAUUCGCUUGUCCAGGACACUUCGUCUCCGAAAUGUCUGGAUAGCAGGCUACCUUUAGGUUUAAAUUCAGCAGAGCUUUGAAGCCUUAGCCCUGCCUUUCAGUCACAUUUCCGUAAGGGUUGAAGAGUGCUAGGUUGGACUAGAUAAGGCAUAAUAGCAGCUCCAAGAUUAAAUCAAAAUGUAAUGCUGAUGGUUUUCGUCUAAAAGCCAACAAGCUCUACUCGUGGAUAUCCAGAUAUCUACGAAGCGGUCCCGUGGAUUGUCGAAGCUUCCUAGACGGGUGUAAGACGUAUGUGCCUUCCCAGGCAGCAUUGCACGUUAUCCGCAUGAUUAUAUACACAAGUAGCAUCAUAAUUAC
Molecule: messenger RNA, 1793 nt
Organism: Paecilomyces variotii
Lineage: Eukaryota; Fungi; Ascomycota; Eurotiomycetes; Eurotiales; Thermoascaceae
Product: putative Cdc48-dependent protein degradation adaptor protein
Exons: 3
Coding region: 217-1401 (394 amino acids)
Biological process (GO): membrane fusion; autophagosome assembly; proteasome-mediated ubiquitin-dependent protein catabolic process
Cellular component (GO): cytosol; nucleus
Molecular function (GO): ubiquitin binding
Source: RefSeq, a predicted model, not a curated record